Arachis duranensis is the source of this 1608-nucleotide messenger RNA. Its product is annotated as putative disease resistance RPP13-like protein 1. Gene Ontology annotation, biological process: defense response to other organism. The transcript has a single exon. The coding region runs from base 1 to 1608 and encodes 535 amino acids. NCBI's taxonomy places the organism in Eukaryota, Viridiplantae, Streptophyta, Magnoliopsida, Fabales, Fabaceae. The record is from RefSeq and is a predicted model, not a curated record. Gene Ontology annotation, molecular function: ADP binding.
AUGACUGGAGUUCUUGGUGAAGCUUUUCUCCCUCGACUCAUUGAUUUUGCCCUGGAGAAGCUCAUAUCUGCAGACGCUAUCAACUUUGUUGUGGGCAAGAAACUUAGCUCUGACUUGGUUGAUGAUGCAGAGCUCAAGCAACUGGAUAACCAUGAUGUGAAGGAGUGGCUCAACUCUCUCCAAGAUGCUCUUUACACUGCUGGUGACUUGCUGGACCGCGUCUGCACCAAAGCAGCAACUCAAAAGGACACUUUCUUGGGUAAAAUCUUCAACUCUGAAGAUAGCCAGAUGGUGGAUGAGAUAGAAAGGGUGGUUGGAAGGAUAGAAGAUCUUGAGAAAAGCAAGGGAAAGCUUGGGCUUGAAAAGAUUUCCGCAUCUAGCUUCUCCUGGAAAACUCCAUCCACUUCUCUUGUAAGAGGGAAUGUGUAUGGCAGGGAGGAUGACCAGAAGGCCUUAAUCAAGAUGCUGAAUGACAACAAUGAGCAUCACUUGUCUGUGAUCUCUAUUGUUGGCAUAGGUGGGGUUGGUAAAACAACUUUGGCUCAAUGGCUGUACAAUAAUGCAGAGUUGAUGGAGGGAUUUAAUCGGAAAGCAUGGGUUUGCGUUUUGGAGAACUUCAAUAUUGUUGAGACUACAAAGAAUAUAGUAAAGGAGAUCUCUACAAAUACUCAGGAUCUUGAUAGCUUCAAUUCAAUUCAAGAUGCUUUGAAGAAAGAAUUGUCUGAAAAGAAGUUCUUUGUUGUCUUGGACGAUGUUUGGAGUAAUGAUCAUCAUCAAUGGAAGGAUUUUCUAGCCCCUUUUCAAUAUGGGGUUAAGGGAAGUACUAUUCUUCUAACUACUCGCGAGAAAGAUGUUGGUUCAGUUGUCCAAACAAAUUACCACCCUCACUAUCUCAAUCCAUUAUCAGAAGACUAUUGCUGGUCGGUGUUUGCAGCCAAUGCUUCUUUUCCAGAAUCAAAUGGGAGGCCAAGAUUUGAAGAAAUAGGCAAAACGAUUGCCAGGAAGUGCAACGGUUUGCCAUUAGCAGCAGAAACGCUUGGUUGUUUGUGCCGAAGGCAUGAUGCUGAGGAAUGGGAAAAAAUCUUAAGGAGUGAUAUUUGGGAAUUUUCUACAAAUGAGAGUAAGAUUAUUCCAGCAUUGUUAAUUAGUUACUUUCACCUUCCUGCACAUUUGAAGCCUUGUUUUGUUCAUUGUGCACUGUUUCCGAAAGAUUAUCUUUUCGAUAAAGAUGAAUUAAUUUUGCUGUGGAUGGCCGAAGAUCUUUUAAGGCUACCAAAUGGAGGAGAGAGUUCAAGAGCAGAAAAAAGAAAAAGGGGAGAGAGUUCAAGACCAAAAAAAAACAAUAGAGGAGAGAGUUUAGAAGAAGUUGGUUGCAAGUGUUUUGAAGAAUUAACUUCCAGAUUAUUUUUUAAACCAGCUUCUUAUGGGAUUGGGAGGUACGUGAUGCAUGAUCUUUUGCAUGACUUGGCAAUAUUCCUUGCCAGAGACUUCUAUUGUAGGAUACAAGAACUUGGUGAACAAGAAGAGAUGAAGGUUCUCAGUUCUCACUCGUCAUUUGUCACAUUUACCACGUGGAAGCUUAUGUCCUCCAAUCACAAAAGUCUCUAA